UGAAUACAGUUAACUGUGCUCCUGCCUAUGUGGGUUGAUAGCACAGAGGUGUGCAAAGUGAAGCCAGUUAAACUACUGGAAAGAAGUUCCAGCCUGCCUGAGUCACAAAGCUUAGCCUUAUUACUUCUACACCAUUGAGUUUGCCUGAGAAAACAGAGCAGUCUCAGGAGAGGAGGCUGAGUUCAGGCUGCUGUUGUAGUUUUUAGUGCACUUGUGGUUUUUUCCAUUUAGUGCAGCACUAAGCAUUAAUGGGAUCUGAAUGGAGAGUAAAACUCGUAGAAGAAUGAUCAGUUCAAACAGCUGUAUAUGAAUCGGCAGUCCUGAGUGACAAACCUUCCUGAAGAAUGCAUGUUGUGAGGGUCGGAUACAGACAGGAUUUUAAGUACUAACCUGGACAGGAGCACAGAAAUGUUUUCUGCUACUUCCUGCUGUGUUCAUAGUCCCUUCUGUAGUGAAUGUUAAAGGAACAACAGGUAAUGGUGAACCACAAAUAGAUUCUGAAGUACAAGAAGUCAAGAAUCAACAGCAACAAAAUGAGUGUCCAGAAUAUUACGGUGCAAAACCAAUUGAGGAAAGGCACACUCAAUCAAGAGAGAGAUUUUGAUAAGCUGCAGUAUCCACUGUUGACUGGUGAUCAAAAUGGAAAUGAAGUUUCCUCCGAUACUGGGUCCCUCUCGGAUUCCUUUCGAAGUGUCAGCUGUUUAAGUUAUGGGACUUCUGCUGAUAGUCCUGUUGAAAUGAGUGAGUGUAACUCAAGCAUGGACCAUGCUGGCGAAGCCUUUAAUCACAAUUCUGUGUUUCUGAAUGAGAGCAUCGGUGAACCUAUGCUUGAAGGGGACUUGGGUAUUAGUGGCAGAACAGAAUUGGUCAGUUUUCCUUGGGUAAAAGAGCACUUUAAGGGAAUAAUGCAGCCUAAUCUUGAGGCAGACCCAAACCUGGAAAAAUGGAAUCCAAACCUUACCCUCGUGGUGCCUUGUAUGCAGGAAUGUACAAAAAAUAAGAAUAACUGCAGUGUAGAUAUAAGUACAAAGAAAAUUGAUCUUGAAUCUGUGACCCCAGGCAAUGAGAUGGCCAUUGAUGCAGAUGAAAUGCUUCCUGACCCUCCAGUCACAAAAAAAUCUCCGGUUUCAUCAAACAGUCCAGAAAAUGGGUCUGCAGAUAACAUGCAUGCUUCCUUGGAUUCUCUGAGUUCCAAUGAGAUGGUGAUGAGGAGCAAUAGUUUUAUGUUGACUAGCUCAGAGAAGCCUCUUAGUGCCUCUGUACUUGAGGCUGCAAACAGCACCAGUAGCAUCUCUUCUGAUCAGGGAAAGUUUUCAAGCACAAUGCCAGAUGUUUGUGGUGGGACAUUUGAAAACAACCAGCCAGAAAUAUCUAGCUGUAAUUUUGAUGCCAAACAAUGUACAGUAGAGGUAGCAAAAGAGCUCCAUGAAGAUGUUUUACAAGUGGAGUGCAGUGCCUCUCAAGGACAGCCUAAUUAUCUCCACCCUGCUCUGCUUGGAAGCUUCUCGGGUGCAGCAGCAGUUGAAUAUUUGUCCGUUCCAGAUCAUUUUGUAAAAGAUCUCAUCAAUUUAGAAAUAUCUGACCAAGAGGGAGCCAUACUAAUCCAUACACAUGAAGUUGGAGAGAAUGCUGUUGACCCAUCCACUCAAGACAUUCCUAUGCUUAAAGCUGAUGUUGUAAUGCCUCAGCUGACACUAAUGCUUUCACCAAACGAAGGAGUGUCAGCUGGAGCUUCUGAUGAAACCUUUUUGAUCCGUAGUCCAGAGGAAAAGAGCAAUUACCACACACAUACUUCCACUCCUUUGCCAGAAUCGAAGAACGUAACAUUUAUUAUUCCAUCUUUUGAGAUUCCAGAACAGGCAACUAAGAAUGCAAAGGAAGAUUUAUGUUCCUGCAAUGACAAGAGCCCUGUUCAAACCCUUAAAGGCAACCAGUUGUCCUAUGCAUUAAAAAUACAAGAAAGUACAAGGCCAACUACAUCUACUACAAGCAAAACUGCCAAAGUAGAAAUAUUGAAAUACCCUAAACCUGAUUUCAAGAAUAUAAAGCCCAAAGUUGUUUCAAGACCUUUGGUGAAAACUGACAAUCCCUCGCAUAUUAAAAAUACACAGAGAUCACCUUCCACACCCAGUAAGGGUUGUCCCCUUCCAAGGGCUUCACAAUCGCAAAAAGAGGAAGGGUCUGAAAAAGGACAUGACAUAGCACAGGAAAAAGCAUCAAGAAAUCAGAAGCAGGUGAUGGCAUGCGCCCAGCGUUUUCCAAGCAAGAUAACCCCCUUUUCAGCAGUUUCAAAAACAGUAGUCAACAGGGUUCAAAAACCUGCAUCCAAUUUAAGGCAGAGGAAUGGAGUAUUGGACAAAGGCAGCUCUUCAAAUUCAACAAGCUCUUUAUUCUCUGAGACUGCAGUAACUGAUUCCCACAAUAGGUUCAGCCGGACCAUUCUGAACAACAAAGCUGAGAAAACAAAGUCUUCUGUGAUUUCUGUUUCUUUGUCUCGCAAAGAAACUAUGGAAUGUAAUGACUUAUCAAGGGCUAACAAAGAAACUGGUGAUCUGACGAGUGGCAUUGUAUAUGAAUUGAAUUCUGGAGCUGUUGCAACCACCUCUUCUAUGGCCAACACCUUAGGGAGAGCUACAAAUGCCGAUUACAGAAUACUAACAUGGGAUCCUGUGAGUAAAACUGACUUUUUACAGAUGUUGUCAACUGAAUUGGCAGUAGAUUCAGACAUAAGCAAAUCCAGAGUUGGACAGAGGCCAUCCCUCAGCAAGCCGAAAAGCAGUGUAGGUCCACAGACUACGUCUGCAGACUUUAGACUGCCACCUGCUGCACCAAAACUGAAGCUGGGAAGUUUAAGCAAAGAUGGCCGCACCACUGGAAUCCUGUCUCCCCCAAGGACCAAACAGAUGCCAGCUUAUGGCACUCACAAAAUACCGAUUUCUACCAGAGCAAAGACAAGUUCUGCAAGGAUGUCCAUGAACACUGGCUCUGUCUCUGCUAGAUCUGCAACAGGGUCAAGACUGCCUGUGAAAGCUGCAGGACUAGAGAGAUCUUCCAGUGUGUCCUCACUCUUGAGCUCUCAUAGCGAGCCCAGUACCGGUACUUGCAGAAGUCAGUCUACAACUGCUACCAGCUGUAAAACUGUGGAUAAAUCUUCACGACCUAUACUUUCAAGUGGAGCUCUGAAUUCUGCAAGAACCUCAAAAGCAGUAAUGAGAAACAAGACUGCAGUUAAUCCAACUUCUGCAACAGGAAAUAAGACAAAUUCUUCCCAAAAUCAAGUAUGUUCAAGAUCUACCACUUCACAGAAUCAAAUAACUCCAAGGACUGCUCCUGGCAUUUCUGCAAGACAAGUGGGGUCAUCAGCGUGGAAUCGGUUAGCAGUGGACAAGAACAAGCUGAAGACAAGCCCCAGGAGCCGGCCGCCUCGAUCACAGACCCAGCCUGAUCUGCUGCCAACCGAGAACACGGCCCUUGGCCUAGCACAUUACAAAACACAGUGCGAGAAGAAAAACGAAUGCAUUCAGCAGUUCAAGAAGUUACUAGCCACCAGCAACCAUAGGUUUGAGGCCAUCACUGUGGUGGUGCAGCAUAUUUUGGCAGAGCGUGAGCAGGCUCUCAAGCAGCACAAAGAGACCUCACAGGAACUUGUUAAUCUGCACAGGGAAUUGGUGAGCACAACCACCUCGUGUGACAAGCUUGAGAGGGAGAAAGAUGAGCUGCGGACAGCGUUCGAGGCUGUGCUGCAGAAAGUGCAGGAACAGCACCAGGGCGAGCUGGCUGACCUGGAGGAGCGACUCAAGAACUUCUACUUGGCAGAGUGGGAGAAAGUACAUGAGGCCUACCAGGAACAGGCAGAGAAACUGAAAACACAACUGCAGCAGCAGGUUAAUGCUCUGAAUUCCCAACAUGAAGCUUUCAGGAAAGAACUUGAAACUAGCCAUUCAGAGAAGAUUGCAAUGUUCAAACAGCAGUAUGAAACUACUUUGGAAGAACUCAAGAAAUCUCAUGAACUGGAAAAUAAUUCACUUAAUGAAUCAUUUAAGGAAACUGAAGCAUCACUAUCUGAAAAAAUUGAUGAAUUGACUUCUUUGAAUAAUUCUUUAAAUGAAAAAUUGAAAGCAGAAGAAGAUAGAAGGAAAGCACUUCAUGAAAAGAAUCAGAAGGAUUCCCACACUCUGUAUUUGGAGCAGGAACUGGAAAGCCUGAAAGUUGUUUUGGAUAUCAAGAACGAGCAGUUACAUCAACACGAUAAGAAACUGAUGCAAAUGGAAAAAAUGGUGGAAAGGAAUAAUAAGUUAGAUGAAUGCCUUAAGAAGGUCCAGCAAGAAAAUGAAGACUUUAGAGCAAGAAUGGAUAGACAUGCAGCUCUGUCAAGGCAACUUUCAACUGAACAGACUGUUCUACAAGAAUCAUUGGAAAAGGAAUCAAAAGUCAAUAAACGUUUAUCUAUGGAAAAUGAAGAACUUCUCUGGAAGUUACACAACGGAGACCUGUGCAGUCCUCGAAAGCUAUCCCCUUCAUCUCCUUCCAUGUCUUUCCAAUCGCCACGUAAUUCUGGAGUGUUUAGUAGCCCUGCUGUUACACCGAGAUAACACUGUAACUGGGCUUCAUGGAAGCAUUUCAGUACUAUUGAUGGAAGCAGUGUCUAUCAUGACACACAGGAGCUAUAUUAGCUAUGUAUGAUCAUGAUAUAGUAUAUGAAAAUAUUAACUGGAGGCAAAGAAUCCAAAAUGGAUAUACUUUCAGCUGAUUUGUGUAUAAUAAAUACAACUGUACAAAGCCAAUGUUGCACAAAAGCACUUAGAGAGCAAGAUAAUUCUUGGUCUUUUGCCUUUUUGCCUGAUUUGGGGAGAGGGGAAACAAAGGAAAACUCAGGGCCUGUAGAUAAUAUAUCACUGUUUUAUUACCAAGUUUCCUUGUGUUCACAGAAUGCUUGGUCGAGUAGGUUGGGUAUGCUGUGUGAAUGAAAUUGGCACUUUGGGUGUGAGCACUUUUGAGGCUGCCAUCUUUUGUUAAAUAAGUAAAAUGAGCAGAUGUUCUGUACAUUGAUAACAUACAUUAUGGGAACAGGUUCCUAAAGUACACCUACAUCUAUUAAAAAUACUUAACGUGCAGAAAGAGAAUUUGUUUGUAAUGUGGUUUUUGAGAUGUGUGUGUCUGGAGCCUUCACUAUGGGAGAUGCCUCUGUUAAACCUGGGUUCGUAGGGAGAACAGAAUCGCCGUGGUGCGGUGUGUGUGCUCUAGACGUAGGACUAUGUUUGUUUUAGUUGUGGCCAUUGGACCAAAGGAAGUUUUUGUGCAUGCCUGACUACCACUAGAGUGAUAUCAACGCACUGUAAAUCAUGAAAAGGCACAGCUCUUCAGAGAAGCUCAAGCUAUGUAAUCAUGAACAUGUAGUUGUAAUGAAGCUUUCCUUAAUAUGCAUAUCUUUUAAGGUUUAGAAAGUCUUUUGAAUAUCACAAAAGGUAGUUGUGUGGGUGUCAAAAUAGUGUCAUCGGUGUGCAGUGUUGAAUCUAUUGAAAUAUGCAAUUAUGUAUACAAAAACAUGAAUAAAUAUAUAUUAAAAU
Molecule: messenger RNA, 5567 nt
Organism: Polyodon spathula (Mississippi paddlefish)
Lineage: Eukaryota; Metazoa; Chordata; Actinopteri; Acipenseriformes; Polyodontidae
Product: microtubule-associated tumor suppressor 1 homolog A-like
Exons: 15
Coding region: 534-4592 (1352 amino acids)
Cellular component (GO): nucleus; cytoplasm
Molecular function (GO): microtubule binding
Source: RefSeq, a predicted model, not a curated record